Messenger RNA from Debaryomyces fabryi, 801 nucleotides. RefSeq lists its product as uncharacterized. Bases 1 to 801 code for a protein of 266 amino acids. Lineage: Eukaryota; Fungi; Ascomycota; Pichiomycetes; Serinales; Debaryomycetaceae. The transcript has a single exon. The record is from RefSeq and is a predicted model, not a curated record.
AUGACAGAUUCAACCAGUGGUUAUUCGUCAUCAAGUUCAUUGCAAGUAAAGCAGAAUUCUGCUUCCAAACGACAGGAUUCAUAUCCAAGAGAUACGUUCCGAAAUCAACAAGGCAUUAGUAAAAGACGUAGCUCUUCAUUCACAUCUACAUCGUCGCCCUGGUUUAGGCGUAACUCGUUGCUAUCACCCGCAAUGGUACAGAAUGAGAAUAUUUCGGUUUACGACUCUCCCAAUUAUUAUUCACAUAGCUCUAGCUAUAAUAUUAUUUCGUUGAAGGAAUGUCAGGGGUUUAUAUUCAACCAGGAUUUAUUCGCAUCACCUUACCAACAGCAGAAAUCGCUUGCAAACGAGAAGAAGAUGAGGGCUAUGAGCGGAUCUAAGUCAUCAUCUAACUCAGCUCUGGGUUCUCGAUCAGCUUCGAGGUCUUGUUCACAAUCACAGGCAAGUUCUGCUGCUAAUACACCAUUGUAUUCACGAAUGGCAUCGCCAAAAUCACAACAGAGAAGACAUACUUCGUAUCAUGAUCCAAGGCCGUCCCUUUUAUGUGACUCGACCACAGAUGAUAAUGUGAUGAUAGAGGACGACGAUAAUGAUGAAAAUGAUGAUGGAGAAGAAGAAUUUGUAUUUGAGAAUACUUCCAUGGACCUAAAUGAAAUAGAAGAUCAUGAGGAUGUUGUCAUUGAUGAAUAUGAAGAAUUUGAGCUGAUGGGCGAAUAUGGUGACUCUACGAAUAGAACGUACAAAGUUCAUGUUACUGAGAUCACUGUUAACGAGAAUGACAAUAGCAUUUUUCCAAGUUAG